Molecule: messenger RNA, 3021 nt
Organism: Cucurbita moschata (crookneck pumpkin)
Lineage: Eukaryota; Viridiplantae; Streptophyta; Magnoliopsida; Cucurbitales; Cucurbitaceae
Product: putative pentatricopeptide repeat-containing protein At1g68930
Exons: 2
Coding region: 209-2479 (756 amino acids)
Biological process (GO): RNA modification
Molecular function (GO): protein binding; zinc ion binding; RNA binding
Source: RefSeq, a predicted model, not a curated record
GGUCCGAGACAUGGGCGUUCGAAGUAGCGCGCAUUGGAUCAAUGGACUUGGACUGGGCUUGGUGCUGGAUCUUGCGAGCAGAAAAAUGAGUUUGGAGCGCUAAUGGUCGACAGUCCAAAGGAAUUCGGGUAAUUCUUCUUCGGAUUAGUACCCUUUUGCUUUUGAUUGUUGGAGAACUGUUAAUCUAAACGCAACGCUCUUUCCCGCCAUGUUCUUUUCUUUUUUGGGGGGAUUUUUAGAAGGGAAUAUGACUUGUUCAUCAAAUUACUACGCUGCUGUGCUUAAGUUCUGCUGCGAAGCUCGGAAUCAGGCUCAUGUUAAGAAGCUUCACUGCCGCAUCAUCAGAACUGUACCUAAUCCAGAAACUUUUCUGUUUAAUAAUCUCAUCAAUACCUACGGGAAACUUGGCAACUGGAAGAAUGCACGGAAUGUGUUCGAUCAAAUUCCUCAACCAAACCUUUUUUCAUGGAACACGCUGCUUUCGGCGUACUCAAAAUUGGGUCACCUCCACGAGAUGCAAGAGGUCUUCAAUCGCAUGCCGACGCAUGAUGUGGUCUCUUGGAACUCGCUUCUCUCGGGGUAUGCGGGUAGUAAUUUUAUUUCCGAAUCGGUUAGAGUUUAUAACAUGAUGUUGGAGGAAGGGUCGGUAAACUUGAAUAGGAUUACAUUCUCUACUAUGCUAAUACUCUCGUCUAAUCGAGGAUUUGUUGAAUUGGGUCGGCAGAUUCAUGGGCAAAUUUUUAAAUUUGGUUAUCAAUCGUAUCAGUUUGUUGGCAGUCCUUUGGUAGAUAUGUACUCGAAAACGGGAUGCAUCAAUGAUGCAAAACGGAUUUUUGAAGAGAUGCCUGAGAAGAAUACAGUUGUAUACAAUACUAUGAUCACUGGUCUUUUGCGGUGUGGAUUUAUCAUCGAAGCUGAUCAAUUGUUUCACAAUAUGCCAGAAAAAGAUUCGAUUACAUGGACAACGAUCAUAACUGGGCUAACCCAAAAUGGUUUGUUCAAAGAAGCAAUCCACAAGUUUGGAGAAAUGAGAACAGAAGGUUUGGGCAUGGAUCAGUUCACCUUUGGGAGUGUGUUGACUGCUUGUGGCGGUGUUCUGGCACUAGGUGAAGGUAAGCAAAUUCACGCCUAUAUUAUUAGGACUGAUUAUCAAGAUAACAUCUUCGUAGGAAGUGCUCUAGUUGAUAUGUAUUGCAAGUGUCGGAAUGUAAAAUAUGCGGAAGCAGUGUUUAGAAAAAUGAGGCACAAGAAUGUAAUAUCAUGGACAGCCAUGCUGGUUGGUUAUGGCCAAAAUGGUUACAGUGAAGAAGCCGUUAGGAUAUUUCGUGAUAUGCAGAGAAAUGAUAUUCAUCCUGAUGAUUUUACUCUAGGAAGUGUAAUUAGCUCAUGUGCAAACCUCGCAAGCCUAGAAGAGGGAGCCCAGUUUCAUGCCCAAGCUUUAGCUACUGGUUUAAUUGGUUUUCUUACGGUUUCAAAUGCUUUUGUCACUCUAUAUGGUAAAUGUGGAAGCAUAAAAUAUGCCCACCAGUUGUUUCAUGAAAUGAAAAUCAGGGAUGAAGUUUCUUGGACAGCUUUAAUCUCAGGUUAUGCACAAUUUGGAAAAGCCAAUGAAACAAUAUCUUUGUUCGAAACAAUGUUGGCCCAUGGUUUGGUACCUGAUGGAAUUACUUUCAUUGGAGUUCUAUCAGCUUGUAGUAGAGCAGGUUUAGUGGAGAAAGGUUAUCAUUAUUUUGAAUGUAUGGUAAAAGAACAUGGAAUUACGCCAAUCCCUGAUCACUUUACAUGCAUGAUUGAUCUUCUUAGCCGAGCUGGGAGAUUAGAAGAAGCAAAAAACUUUAUUAAUCAGAUGCCUUUCAGUCCUGAUGCUAUCGGUUGGGCAACAUUGCUGAGUUCUUGUAGACUUAAUGGGAAUUUGGAAAUUGGAAAAUGGGCUGCUGAGUCUCUUUAUGAACUAGAGCCACAGAACCCUGCUAGCUAUGUUUUAUUAUCAAGCAUUUAUGCUGCAAAAGGAAAAUGGGAUGAUGUAGCAAAAUUGAGGAAAGGAAUGAGAGAAAAGGGCGUAAAAAAGGAACCAGGAUACAGUUGGAUCAAAUAUAAAAACAAAGUGCAUAUUUUCUCAGCAGAUGACCGGUCAAGUCCAUUUUCAGAUCAGAUAUAUGCCAAGUUGGAAAGUUUGUACCAAAAAAUGAUUGAUGAAGGGUAUGUGCCCAAUAUGAGUUUCGUUCUCCAUGAUGUUGAGAAGUCGGAGAAGAUUAAUAUGCUUAAUCACCAUAGUGAAAAACUUGCUAUUGCCUUUGGUUUGAUAUUUAUACCUGAUGGCCUUCAAAUUCAAGUUGUAAAAAAUCUCAGGGUCUGUGGGGAUUGCCACAAUGCCACGAAGUACAUUUCUAGGAUCACCCAGAGAGAGAUACUUGUAAGGGAUGCAGUCCGUUUCCAUUUGUUCAAGGAUGGAGUGUGUUCAUGUGGGGAUUUCUGGUAGCUUUUUUUCUGAUCUAAAACCUCACUCGAAGAUGUUGAAACCUCAUAAUUGUUAUGCAAGUAACAAACUCAGUUUUAUGCGAGUGUGAGACCUACCAUCCAUCUCGAAUGUGUAUAAUUGUUGUGCCAUAUUUUAUGUUAUGAGCCAUGAGUUUCACACCGUUCAGUAAUCUAGAAGUGGUAUUGAAAUGAAUUCAUCUGAUAAAUAUUGGAGAUACUUCUAACUUGUGUAAAAUCUGAUGGUUGCUUUAAAUGAUGGAGGCCAAGUGCUCUAUUUCGGCUGCAAGCUGCAAGUAGAAUGGCGACACAACUAUUUGAUCUGUGUUUCUUAAGUGGUUUUGACACCUUUUCUGCGGAUUGAUUCCGAUGAGGAAAUGGGUUUGGAACAGGCCAUUCUUUGCUGCAUCUCCACAGAAAAUUAUUUACAACAGUUCAGGAAACAACUUCCCUCACUUUUCACUCUUGUUCUCAAGAAUAAGGAGCAACUUUGUCAACAAUAGGAGGAGGUUGCACACAAGCGCAGGCCCUAUGGCCGGCUGGUUC